AUGGCCAACGCGAGUUCACCAAAACCACACAUUACGCCUAUGGUCCAGUAUGCAGACCUCCAUUUAUUCCAAAUGGAUUCAUCGACACCAUCUAUCCUAAUUCUUACGGUGAAGCCGGCAUCAUCUCCUGAACGGGGCUCUAACAAACGCCUGAAGGUCGCGAGGCGCUAUAGCCCCGGCAGAGUGUAUGAUGACGUCGUUACCUUACUCAAGAUCGAAAUCUACGAAGAAGACACCCGAGAGGAAUCGAAGGUGCAUAUGUAG
Messenger RNA from Stereum hirsutum FP-91666 SS1, 264 nucleotides. RefSeq lists its product as uncharacterized. The transcript is spliced from 2 exons. The record is from RefSeq and is a predicted model, not a curated record. Bases 1 to 264 code for a protein of 87 amino acids. NCBI's taxonomy places the organism in Eukaryota, Fungi, Basidiomycota, Agaricomycetes, Russulales, Stereaceae.